UUAGUGUUUGUUAAUUACUACUUGGUGAGUUCUAUUUUCACUUCGAACUUUUCUCUGCGGUUUCUUUGAUUUCUCGCUGCUUUACUGGUGCUCAUUUUUACGGCGUUUUGCGUCUUUUCCUCUGUUUUUUUCCAUCAACAUCUGCUGGAUUCAUGAAAGCAUUGUGAUGCAUGCUACACAAUUCUUUGUUUGAAACAAUUAAUUAAAGGACGAUAGAUGUGGAAAUUGUGAAAUUUAGGAUUUGUUGGGUGUCGGCGGUUUCCUUCAACGAUUUAGAAUCGAACUUACUUCAUUUGUAUGACUAGUCGUUAAGCUGAUUGUUACUCUAGGUAUAGAACAUUCACGAUUAGUCGAUGCUAAUGAAAUUUAAUACGGGUUCCUUGUUCAUGAUAGAUUUUCUUUUUCUUUUUUUUUUUUGUUUUGCUUUUCCAUAAUUUUGGCUAUUGUUAACUUUGCAACAUCUCAAAAGAAGUGUAUGAGCUAACUCGGAUUGAUAAUACCGAGUCUUAGUUACUUCUUCCUCCGCUGUUGAUCCCCCCUCCUUUUCUUGAACUUUUUGAGAAAUUAAUUGGCUAGGUAAAUAAUGAAAUGUUUCCUUAGAUUCACCAGCUCGUAAAAGUACAUGACCCCGCUUUCUUUCCAGCAGUUAGUUAAAGAGAUUAUGUUUUUUGUUUUUGGUUUCUUAUACUUAGUGGUUAUUUUAACCUAAUUCCUUAAACUAACUACCAUAUUGUUUCAAUCCUGUAUUUCGAUCUUAGGUGUCAAAUUGAUAAGUGCACAAGACAUGGGUCACAUAACUGGUAGAUUUGGGUAAAAAUUAAUGUGUUACUGAUUUUGUACUGACUAAAAUGGGCACUACCCUAGCCAAACACACAUCAGAUAAGCUGUGAAAGGAGUUGUAAAAGGAAAAUCCAAUGGAAGAAAUACAAGGCCAGGACUGAAGAAAAGAGGUCAUGGGAGUCGCUCUUGGAUAAAAAUUUAUCAGGAUGGAAAUUCAAAGACUGUGACACUUGACAAGGCUACUGUUAUGAGAUGCUGCUCUUUGCCUUCCAGAGAUCUCCGACUAUUGGAUCCUAUGUUCAUUUAUCCUUCUACCAUAUUAGGAAGGGAGAAGGCGAUUGUGGUCAACCUUGAACAAAUCUGGUGUAUCAUAACUGCUGAUGAGGUUUUUCUAAUGAACUCCUUAGAUGGAAGUGUUGGUCAGUACAAGUUUGAAUUAUGCAAUCGACUUCAGAAUGAAAAAUCUGAUGAUCUUCCAUUUGAGCUCAGGGCACUGGAGCUGGCUCUGGAGUUGACUUGCUCUUCUCUGGAUGCUCAGGUGAAGGAACUAGAAAUGGAAAUAUAUCCAGUACUAGAUGAGCUAGCCUCAUCCAUCAGUACUCUUAAUCUAGAACGCGUUCGAAGAUUUAAAGGACACCUCCUUACAUUGACUCAACGAGUUCAAAAGGUUCGUGAUGAAAUAGAACAUUUAAUGGAUGAUGAUGGGGACAUGGCUGAGAUGUGCCUGACUGAGAAGAAGAGACAAUCGGAUACUUACCAUUUAAGUGACCUCUUCCUUCAGAUGAAUAUAUCAGGAUCUGGAACAGUGAUUUCAAAAUCAGCUCCAGCUUCACCGGAGCGAACUUUGAGUGGCGCUGAUAUGUUGCAAAGGGCUUUCAGCAGCAUUGGAAAUUCAAGUAAAUACGGCAGCCUUGCUGGUUCAUCUAAUGACGGAGAAAAGAUUGAACCACUUGAAAUGUUGCUUGAAGCAUACUUUGUGGUCAUUGAUAACACACUUAAUAAUUUAUUGUCGCUCAAAGAAUAUAUUGAUGACACCGAAGAUUUCAUCAAUAUAAAAUUGGGCAAUAUUCAGAACCAACUAAUACAAUUCGAGUUGCUUCUAACAGCAGCUACAUUGUUAGCUACAGUAUUUGCCUCUGUGACGGCAGUUUUUGGAAUGAAUUUUGAGGCUACAGUAUUUGACCAUCCAUAUGGAUUUCACUGGGUUUUGGUAGUUACUGGAAUUGGAUGUGCAUUACUAUACUUCUCCUUCCUAUUCUAUUUUAGGAACAAGAACGUACUUCCAGCUUAAUCUGCGACCUGCUCUAAAUAGUAAAUAGUAUACUGGAUUGUAUAUUCUAGCAAACCCAAGUUUGCCUUGGAACUCAGUGAUGAUGAUUAGGACAGGUUAGCCCUGAUACAUCCAUCUGCUAUUGAUACAAGAAAAUCUAUCCACUGCUAUAACAAGUUGGAACGUGUCAUAUAUGAACUGAUCCAGCCAUUUCAUCAUUCAAGAUGCUAGAGUUGUACUUGGGCAACUAUCCUUUGUGCAGGCCAAGAUGUCUCUGUAAUCCCUUGAUAUGCUGAAGGAGUCAUAGACUUUCCCAUCCCUGCUCUUUUUGUACUCAAACAAGAGAUUUGAACUGUCAAAUGCAGUAAGUUUUACAAACCCAUAAUCAUAGUCUUUAAAGAUACUCCAUUUGGUCUUGAGAGUAGUGAAUGUUGAGAGGCUUGCUCCUCCACCACCAGCAACCACAUGGAUGGUCCCAUGUAAGGGUCCCUUGUAGUGUUGUCUCUCUUCACUGGUGCAGAUACUCUGUUGCAACAUAUGAUGGGAAGUUAUUUGCUAGUAAGAGAAUGUGUCUGUGACAUGUAAAAUGUAACUCGACAUUCCAAAAUGUGCAGAAGUCUUACUACA
Molecule: messenger RNA, 2677 nt
Organism: Prosopis cineraria
Lineage: Eukaryota; Viridiplantae; Streptophyta; Magnoliopsida; Fabales; Fabaceae
Product: magnesium transporter MRS2-5-like
Exons: 7
Coding region: 1028-2071 (347 amino acids)
Biological process (GO): magnesium ion transport
Molecular function (GO): magnesium ion transmembrane transporter activity
Source: RefSeq, a predicted model, not a curated record